Molecule: messenger RNA, 2100 nt
Organism: Rhagoletis zephyria (snowberry fruit fly)
Lineage: Eukaryota; Metazoa; Arthropoda; Insecta; Diptera; Tephritidae
Source: RefSeq, a predicted model, not a curated record
GCAUAUUUAAUUCAAAACAAUUUAAAUUUUUUAUUUCAGUAUUUUUUAACAAUCAAUUUUCGUGUUAUCGAUAACUUAAUUGAGCCUCUAGUUAAGUUGAUAAUUCAAAUCGAAUGGCAACGCCGUUCCAACUCUCUGACACGGCGUAUGAGUAACUUCGCGCUCAUUUACAGCAUCCUACUGCUGCCGCUGCUCCUGCUUUGUGCCAAAUUCGUUUAGCAGAAAAAUAUUCGUUUCAGUUCUUCGGUAACCAACAGCGAAUUCGGACGCAUUGCUGAAGGCAACGCAGCGAUUCAGUAAUUUAAAAUAAAAAAAUAGCAUCAAAGUGUGUUAGACAAAGGAGAAAAAGGCAAAAAAAAAGAGCAGGGCACAAAACCAUAAUUGUGUCAAUGUUCGCCGCGUGUUGCAAUCAAAGUGUUGUCGAAAAACGAUUUCUUUACUUUUUUCUCACUGCAGCUCCUUAAAUGUAAACAGUGCGAAAGGCUCUCCCUUCCAAGUAAAGUCGGUGCGACCACAGGCAUACAUAUAUUUACAUACAUACAUAUGUAUUUAGGACUACUUGUAAGUGGGCGUUCUUAUUGAAAUUGCAUUUAUAUUUUUUGCUUUGGCUUUUCCCUGUCAAGUGAUUGGUGGCUAACGGUGCGUGUUGUAAUUAAUUCGCUCGUUCCAGAUGCAUACGCAUAAUCAUAAAUACUAUGAAAAAGUUGCAAACCGUUAACUAUGCAAAUGGAUUUUCUUGUUGGCAUAAAUAAAUAAUAACAUACAUAUGCACAUACAUGCAUUGCGUGAACUUACUGAGCACGGGACGAUAGCUGUGUGAAAAGUGAAAAUUGUGAACUAAAAAGUUAGUACACAGAUUUAACUUGAAUUAAAAAAAAUAAAAUUAAAAAAAAACGCAACUUACAUAUAAAUCAAAAUUUUUAAGCUAGGCUGCUAAAUUCAGCAAUACACGCAUACGUUCUUAAUUGAAAAACAAAAAAUGCAAAUGUCACUUGCAGUUUCAGCACAUAAACGGAAAUUGACAUGCGAAUGACCGGCUGCUGAAAUUUAUGGAUGUACAUUAGUAGAACCAGCGUGCAAGCGACGACGAGUGUAGCAUACGCUACACGUUGACAAUUAGUGCUGUCAGUUUAAAUGACAUUUUACUGCAUGCAUACCAAUUGAUGUUGUUAAUUAAAAGCGACGAUAAGUAAACGUGACUAUAUAAUCCGGUAGUGAUGAGUAGGGAAAUUAAGUUGCGCAGGGUGAAGCAAAUGGAGCGCUAGAACGAAAGAGGUCAUGCAACGAAUUUGAAUUAAAAUUGCAUCAACAUAGUACGUCGCAUUUAAUUUUGUUGCCAUUUUGGAAUUCUGCUUCAACGCCCGAAAUUCAACGAAUACCGCCAAGUUGGAAGGAAAAAAACUCUUCACGGCUGUUAAUAACAUUUUAGCCGGUUCGAGCUUUGCCCGGGAACUCAGGCAACUAAUGACGAGAAACACUACAGUUGGUGUGGAUGACGCUACCAGUGCGGAACCGCAACAGCAGCAACAGCUUGAGACCACAGCUUAUGUCGAGCAGCAUACAGGCUACAGAGACGACGCAACAGGCGACAACACCGCAGCGGCGAUAGCAACAACAGCGCAAUCACAACACCAACUACGCCGAAACCCACAAUCAAGCAAUAUGGCUGCCACGGAAGCCGACUCGGAGUCUACAAAAACAGCAAAAACACCAACACGACAUCGCAGUCGACGUCUGACCGACUUGGUAUUGGAUCCUAGCUGUAAUCGAUUAGCAUGCGAGCAGUCGGUGGAGCAGCGCGAUGCACUGACGGCAGAGGAUUAUGACGAUGCGGUAGUUGCUGAUGAAGAUGAAGAUGACGACUUCGAAGAUGGCGUGGAUGGCGAGAAUGAUUAUUACGAUGAAUCGCCGGUGCAGCGUAGCGCUAGAUUUCUGCAACCACGCAAACAGCAACAAAGAAAAAGUGAACUGCAAGAAGAGGCAGCGAACACAGCGAAAUGUGGCGGAAAGCGACCAAAGCGGCGUAUUAAGACGACUCGNGAAUAUACUCUGUACUUAAAAACGCAAACGCAAUAUAUUAAGGCAAAGACUAAAUUUUAA